AUCUGUGCGUACGCGGUCGUGAUUGUGUUGUGAAGAUGGCGGAGGGGGAGACAGAGAAGGAAUAUGACACACGGGAAGCCACCGAGGAGCUCCGAGAGCGCUUCCACGCUUUGACUACAGCUUUGAGAGAGACAGAGCAGUCUCCGCUGGAAGCCUCGCUGCAUUUCUGCCAGGAGUUUUGCCAGGUCCUUGUGGAACAUGCUGGUCGUUGGAAAACUGAUGAGGAUCCACUGCCUUUGCUGGGGGUCUACACUGUGGCUAUCCUCAGCUUCGCUAAGGCUGCCUCCUGUCUCUCCUCCGAAUGUGAAAACGGGCCACUCCUACUUGAAAAGUUAGCACUGAGCUGUGCGGAGCUGCUGCUCUUAAUGCCCCAGCAUGUCCCUGGUGCCUUAUGGGAGGAGUUUCAGUCCUCCGUGAAGUUGGCACACAGCCUCUUGCAAGAAAGUGGGAGCACGCAGCUUUGCCUGCUCUCAGUUCUGGCGCAACAGGAUGGCGUCUGGUCCAACACCACGCUGAGCAGCAUCCUGUCCUAUCAAAACCCUCAAACUGAGCAAGUUCAUGAGUACCUUGAGCUGGAAGGUGCCACGCUUCUGAACAUGAGAAUAAAGCACCUAAUCAAAGUGGACAGCGUCAAUAAAGCUGCUGUCCUCGCAAAGAUGUGCUCAGAGUAUCCGGGAUACGAAGGAAAAGGAAACUUCAAGCAAACCUACUUGGUUUGCAUCUGUAUGACAAAAAAUCAGGAGCAGCUAAUGGAAGAGAUUGCGUCGAUAGACUGUAAAGAUGCUCUUGAAAUGAUCUGCAACUUGGAGUCAGAGGGGGACGAGAAAGGAGCUCUCUGCUUAUGUUCUGCCUUUCUCAAGCGACAGCUGCUUCAAGGAGAUGUUUAUUGUGCCUGGGAACUCACACUGUUCUGGAGUAAGCUACUCAUGCGUUUAGAGUCGUCAGCUGAUGCAUUUCUUGGACACAGCAAAGAGAUGGCUCAUCUCUGCAGGAGCGUCUGUCAUAUUCUGUUUCUAAUCAAAGUAAUCCAAAAUGAGGUUGGAGAAGUGGGUCUUCCAGUGUGCGUGGAAAUGUGCAUUCAAGCUCUAAAAAUGACAUCCAGUGACCAUAAAGAUAGCAAGUCCACCAUCUGCAAGACUAUUUCCUGCAUCUUGCCGACUGAUCUGGAGGUCAAGCGUGCGUGCCAGCUGACCGAGUUCCUCCUCCAGCCUACCGUCGACUCGUAUUAUGCUGUGGAGUCACUGUACAACGAACCCGACCAAAAGCCCGAGGAGGACGAGAGUCUACCAGUGCCCAAUUCUUUACGCUGUGAGUUACUGCUGGCCUUCAAGACACAGUGGCCUUUUGAUCCAGAGUUCUGGGACUGGAAAACACUGAAACGCAACUGCUUGGCACUGAUGGGAGAGGAGGCAGCUAUUGUGUCAUCUAUUGACACACUCAACGACACAGACGAACAGGAGGUGGAAAGCGCACUUGGCAAACUCCCUGAAUACAGAGACCUGGAGGAUUUCCUGCUAACCACUACAAAUGAACUCAAUGAAAUCACGGAUGAAAGAGAAAAAAACCGAGAGGCUAAAAAACUCCGGGAGCAGGGUUUUGUGUCUGCCCGCUUCAGAAACUGGCGAGCCUACAUGCAGUAUUGUGUUUUGUGCGACAAGGAGUUCUUGGGUCACAGGAUUGUUCGCCACGCGCAGAAGCACUUCAAAGAUGGAGUGUAUCUGUGUCCAAUUUGUGCAGACAGUUUUGAAACUAGGGAGAUUUUAGAGCCACAUGUAGCAUCACAUGUAAAGCAAUCUUGCAAAGAGAGACUAGCUGCGAUGAAAGCUGCUAGGAAGGUAACCAAACCACCUCAGUCCCCGAAAAGUCCAUCAAAAAAUUCAAAAGUCGCUGCCAAGGUGAGCAUUAGUCCUGUUAAAAUUGAAUCGCAAGUUGGCGACCAAUUGGCGUCUCCUGUUAAGAUAGAACAAACUACAUCGGACAUUCAUAUAAGUCAAGACUGUUUCUGUCCCGUCAAAAACUGUUCCAAGGCGUUCAAGUUUUUCCGCAACCUCAUGGCUCACGUCAGAUCUCACAAGGACGACGAAGAGGCCAUGAGGUUUUUAGAGAUACAAAAACAGAAGGUGGUGUGCCAGUAUUGCAGACGGCAGUUUGUUAACGUCAGACACCUUAAUGAUCACUUACAGAUGCACUGUGGCAGCAAACCAUACAUCUGCAUACAGCUGGACUGCAAGGCCAACUUUAACUCCAACUCCGAGCUUCUGAUGCAUAGAAAAACACAUCCCGAAUUCAAGGCCCAGUGCAUGUUCCCCAACUGUGGCGAAGUUUUCAGUGAGGCCUACCUGUUGUAUGAUCACGAGGCUCAGCAUUACCUUACCUACACCUGCCAAACGGAAAACUGUGGCAAAAUAUUCUACUCACAGACUCAAUUCUUGUCUCACCAACAGCAUCACAGUACAAACGUUGCAGUACACAGUUUGCCCAUCACGAGUCAAAACCCUCCCGAGACUCCAAAAGUAGAACCACCACCCGAGAGCACCCAGAGCAAUGAAGACACCUGUUCUGCAGUCGCCUGCAUUGAAAGGAAUAACACAGGUGUAUAUAUGAAGGAGGCAUCACCGUGCAGCUUACCAGAGCUCGGUAAAGAACCCAUUCCGCUGAGAGUGAAACACUCGAUUGAAAGCAUGCUGAAUUCUGCAGCACGUGCUGAAAUGAAAGAACCAGAGAAAUGCUACACUCCGCUGACAAACCCCACUCCAGCACCAGCCGAUGUGGAACCAGCACCAGAGGCUCCACAUGCGCACCAUAAUGUGGCUGGGCAAGGUGAGAUCCCUCCACCAGUAAAUCCUGUACCAAGUGCACCAAACCCUGUUGCAAGUCAACAGGGAGAGGGGCUUAAUAAUGUACGGGGCAAUGAACUUCCAAAAGCGAUUCCACAAAUAAUUUCUCCGAGUCAAAUCAAGACUGAAAUCCCUUCUUCGCUGCAAGGAUACCCUUCCAGCACGCCUGCUGCAACUGCUGGCAACGAGGAGAAUCUGCAUUGCUGCCCGUAUAGUGAAUGCACAAGGGCGUACAGCACAAACAAAAGUCUGUCCAGGCAUGUGAAGAAGCAACACCCGGAAAUAUUUGAAGAUUGGAAAUUGGCAAAGAAGUAUAACAAAGUGGCCAAAAUUACAUCAAAAAGGGCUCCAGGUGGGCCAGCUUCACCGAAUCAGCACCCUGGGAACAGGCCGUCACAUCAGCCAGGAGUACUAUGCAACAAACCUGGGAUGCAGCAGAUGGAUUACCCAAUGGGAUCUUCAGCCUCGCCCGCCCAGUGUUAUUCUGGAUCAAUGGAGCCUGUGCCCAUCACUCCGAUGGUAAACCCCACAAUGUACCCGUCAUGGGGAAGCCAGAAUAAUCCCAGCGGAAUGAUGCAGCCAGACGUGUCCCAGUCGUGGUCUUCACCUCCCAUGAAUAACUAUCCAGACAACCUCAACAUGAACGAGUACCCCCAUCGGAGCUAUCCUCAUUGGCAGGCAGACUCUUAUCAAACCGCAGCGUCUCACCCGCCUGAUAGAGAUCAUUCAAUGGCAGCUAUGCAAGGUCCGUCUAUGUCACACGCUCCUUCAGUUUCAAGUUUGAUGUCUCAGUAUGUGUCAAGCUCUCUGAUGCUUGACAAUGGAGGGCAUAUACAUAAUGGAGGGAAUCAGUAUGGGCUAAUGCAUCCAGAGGGCAGUGGAGACGGCGUAGAUGUGGGAGGAAAAAGCAGUGUGACGAGCCAGCUGGAUAAUGGAAACAGUAUCUCAACAAUUGAUAGCCUCCCUGAAGGAAGUUACCACACUCCAUAUGCUCAGAGUGAAAACUCUUGUCUCACUCAAGACUCGUCAGUCGAUAUACCCAUGAAAUGUCUAAGCCCAGAGGCUCAAGUUGCAUUAAAAGCUACACAUGAAAUAAUUAAAACAGAGAAUGUGUCCGUUCCUUGUUAUGAACAUAUGGACAACUCCGUGGACGGCAUGCUCAGUCCAAACGCAGAUUUCCCUUACGAUGAGGAGUGUCCCGAUGCCGACUGUGAGGCUAACCCGUCAGAUGAAAAGGCCGGUGACCCCGACACGCUGAAAGGAAAACGCGCCAGGUUGAGCAAGCGAACCAAAUGGCCGGCCAUCAUUAAGGAUGGCAAAGUCAUCUGCAGGAGAUGCUUCAGAGAGUUCACAAGCACCAAGUCUCUCGGAGGCCACUUAUCUAAACGCUCACAGUGCCGGCCUGUAGAUGAAAUCGACCUAACCGCAGAUCUGCCGUCAUCUUUUCUGGAUUUUCUCAAUGACCCCCACGUCCCUGACGCCAACGCAGCAGGAGCACCAUUCAACGCGUCAAAUGGCGAUUUCUCACAGGAAUCUUGUAGCUUGACCACUUUGACUUCACCCAUGGUGUUGAAACAGGAGCCCCAGAAUACAAAUAUAAUGGACUAUUCAAACUCUGUCUCCCAUGAAAACCAGCAACAGAAGCCCGGAGAGUUGGUUAAUCCAGCCCUCGCUGGGCAUUAUCAAGAGGAUCACCUGAUGGAAAUUUCACAUGCCUUUCAAAGGUUGGAUUUGAUCGAGGCACAAGGGAAGAUGCGGAGUGCUCUGGCUUUAGAGCAAAAUGUCAGUCGUGACAUUCCCCGUGACAUUGAAAAAAGUAAAAUGCUGAGUAAAAGUGAUGACAAGCCCUCUGAAAAGGUCCCCAAACCUUUUAAAUGUGACCAGGAUGAGUGCGAGUACUCAUUCAUGACAAAGGAGGCGUUAUUCAAACACUUGAGUAAAAUGCACGACUACUCUAAUGACAUGAUAGAAGAUCUAAAGAAAACCCCAUCCAAGCUGUCUCCAUAUCCCUGUCAGAUCUGCCCCAAAACGUUCACGAGAACGACAGGUUUGAGAAUUCACUAUGAAAAGGUCCAUAGAUUGUCAAAGCCAGAAAUGCAGAAGCUGAGGAUCAGCGCUCGAAACAGGCGUGCAUUUAGACUGAACAAAGAUGAAGUGUUUAUUAGCCGUGUGACCGCUGAUGCUAAUCCAAGUUGCACGACACAAUCCGCAGUCAUGUUACCUGCUAUAAAACAAGAACCACUCGACAUCGCAAUCGCAGAUCAAACAGACGAUGAUCCACAAGGUCCUCAAAUCACGUCGCCAGGAGAUGCAGAUAAACAGGGCUUCAUGUCUGAGGUAUCGAUUGUUGCACAACUACCACCACCUCAAAACUAUAUGACUGAUAGGCCGUUCUGUGAGGUGGAACAGCCAGUGCACAAAAAAUCUCCAGAGAAACUAACUAAAGUGGCUGUUGUAAACAAGAGUCCAGAUAUGAAGAAAAAAGACAAAUCCUGUUUAAAAGAGAAACGCAGUCCGGUUGGCAAAAAAGCGAAGAAGCAGCAAGGACGAUUAGAUGCAUCUUUUAAGGAGCCGACGUCGAGCCCUUCCACUGCGUCUGCUUCGUCCUCCCCAGAGAAAGCCAGCAGCUCCAAAAGCACACCGACGAAGGAUGAAUCUCAGAGAAAAGAGAGAUCUCAGAAAAGGUUGAGCUUAAAAAUGUGUGAGACAGACAACGCCUACAGUCCAUACAGACCAUAUCGCUGUGUUCACGAAGGAUGCACCGCCGCAUUCACCAUCCAGCAAAAUCUGAUUCUCCACUACAGGGCCAUGCAUCAGGCGUCGCUGCCCCCGAGCAAACCCGAACCUGACGUUGAAAAGACGAGCGUUAACAACGGACAGGAGAGCCAUCAGAGCGUAGACAAAGACGAUGAGGUCAGGUGUCAAGUUAAAAACUGUUCCAGGGUGUUCAUGGGAAUCACGAGGUUAGUGCAGCAUUACCUUUUACUUCACAAGUUCACCCGCGACAAAGCCACCGCCAUGAUGGCCAGCAUGACCAUAGGGACUUUCAACUGUGACCGGCCCGAAUGCGCUCUCCCCUUCAGCUCCGUGGAAAAGUACAUUGAGCACAUUAAGAACUACCACAAGGAGAUCGCCAUCUCCGAGAGCGGCUCGGUUGAUCCAACUUUCAGGUGCGAGUACGAUGAAUGCGACCGCAUUUACACUACGAAAUCGAACCUCCUCCGUCACCUGAUAAAAAAGCACGGAUACGUUUAUGAUCCUAAAACGAGCGACGGAAGACGGACUAAAUCAAUGGGGUUCUUCACGGAGGCUAACGGGAAGGAGAAUGUUGAAAACAAAUUCAAAUCGAAGAAGAAAAACACUAAAAAGAAAGACGGGAAGUCCAUUGAACACUGGACUAGUUUUGGAAAGCCUACACUAAAAUCACACGAAGAGGCGUCAGCCAUGUGCACCAAGAAGUCCGCCCUGCAGUACCCAUGCAUGAUAAUAGGCUGCGAUGCAGUGGAGCGGGCUGAGAGAAGUAUAUUUAAGCAUUACACCACUCAUGGCCUCACAGAAAGAUACAUCGAAGACCACAGGAGCCAGUUCAUUUUCUGCAAAAAGUACUCACGCUCCAGAUUCAAAGAUUCAAGCAAAUCGGAGGGCGCGUCGAGCUCAUCUUCUGAGGAGACUGAGCCAGACGACGCCGAGAAGCCCAGCGAACAGAAAACAGAUGAGCCGGUGGAUCGAAUAGGCCAAGAAGACAGCAAGCUGUCCAACGACGAUAGUGCAGAAUCUCAAGCUUCCACUGGGACAGACGGAGGGACUAAAAGAGGCCGCCCCAGAAAGCCUGCACAUCCUACACCAGCUUGUCCGGAGAGGAUCCAGACCCUUAGGAACCGUUCGACUGUUAACAGUUCAAGAGAGAACUCAAAUCCUGGUACCCCUACAGCCCAAGAACAACGCGACGACGGGGUCACGCCAGGGUCGUUCAAGCCUUUAGGGCUUGAAGACUCCUUCCUUAAGUUCUUGGAAACCUCAGAGUCAACCCACUCUUCCAAACGCAAAUUAAAUGACAAAUCUAGUGCUGAACUGCCGUCCAAAAGACAACUAACUCUAAGACAGAAAUCUGCAAUGAAAAGUAAAAUAACGGAUGAAAUCAGAGGCUGUGGAAAUCUAGUAGACUUCAGAAAUCCGCUUAAUCUCAAAUCAGUGAGCAAUGUCAAGAUUGUCAUGGAUAAAAGGUUUUCAGACGGUGCUGAUCUUCUGCUAAAGCAGCUACAAGACAUGAAGCCCAUAGUCAAAAUAAAAAAGUGGCUUUAUAGCGGUUCAUAGCCCCGAUAUUUUGUUUUCAACUCGAUCUCACUCAGGAUUUGAGAAGUUAUGCUGCAGAAUGGUUUGUUUGAUAAUGCAUCAGAUUCCCAACUGUUAACAGUUAUGGUCACAGUUAACGAUGAAAUGGCCUAUUUUGUACCUAAUGAAAAAAUGUCUUGGAUGAUUUUAAGUAUGUAUGUUAGUUAUAAUAACCAGGUAAUCUAUAGGGCAUAGAUUUUAGAAACAUGUUUGUAUUUAUGCUUAGUACUGAAGAUGUUUUUUUUUUUCUUUUUGCUAAAUGGAGACUUUUAAAGAAAAACUAUGUUUUUAUAUAUCCCUAUGGGAUUUCAAGUUCUGUUUGUAUUUAUUUCAUCCUUUUUCAACACUAGUAGACCUAUCUGUAAUAUUUACAUGUCUUCCACAAAGUGUUCAAUAAAAUGUUACUGUUUCCUUUUGUAAAA
Sebastes umbrosus (honeycomb rockfish) is the source of this 7591-nucleotide messenger RNA. RefSeq names its product zinc finger protein 292a (gene znf292a). Gene Ontology annotation, molecular function: DNA-binding transcription factor activity, RNA polymerase II-specific; DNA binding. Gene Ontology annotation, cellular component: nucleus. Bases 36 to 7151 code for a protein of 2371 amino acids. The transcript is spliced from 8 exons. Gene Ontology annotation, biological process: regulation of transcription by RNA polymerase II. The record is from RefSeq and is a predicted model, not a curated record. Lineage: Eukaryota; Metazoa; Chordata; Actinopteri; Perciformes; Sebastidae.